This is a messenger RNA of Daldinia childiae, 1047 nucleotides long. RefSeq lists its product as uncharacterized. The coding region runs from base 1 to 1047 and encodes 348 amino acids. NCBI's taxonomy places the organism in Eukaryota, Fungi, Ascomycota, Sordariomycetes, Xylariales, Hypoxylaceae. The record is from RefSeq and is a predicted model, not a curated record. The transcript has 3 exons. Gene Ontology annotation, biological process: double-strand break repair; DNA recombination. Gene Ontology annotation, molecular function: DNA binding. Gene Ontology annotation, cellular component: nucleus.
AUGGCAGAGCCCUCAAUAUUACGCUUUCCCAUCUCGGGCAAAGAAAGUGACAGAUACUUCCUCCUAGCAGUUUCCUCCAAUGGAUCACGGUUAUUAGAUCUCAAGUUGGUUGGGUCAGAAAGCACAGCUGUGUUCACAAUGAAAUUACGCCAUAAAAGGGUCGGCGACUACAAAGCAUCUAGUGGCCCUUGCUCCCACGAAGAGUGGGAAGAGAUCCUAGUUUCAACAUUGGUCAGCCAGCAGCCGGUACCCGACAUCGAGAUUAGAGCUGAUGCUCAUUCGGACGGCACCUCGCAACGUCUUGGAUCUAUUAAGCUAGAAGAAGAUGAGAAGACCGAAAUUUCUCCUUUCGAUUGGUGCAUUUCAGCCCUUGGAUCCCGAGAGAAAGUCGAAGAGGAUCUGGCCGCCGCUAACCUCAAGAUCCAGUCCCUCGAGGAUUCCCUUGCCGAGCUCAAAGGUCAAUUGGAUGAUCUUAUCAAGGCAAAGGAUGAGGAUGAGACGCAGUUGCUUGAGAAGUUCCGAGACCUCAUUAAUGAGAAGAAAGUUAAGAUCCGGCAACAACAGCGUCUACUAGCAUCGGCGAGUAUUGAUCCCGAAAAACUCGCAAAUGUCAAUGGCUUCCAGACCACGCGGAAGCACGUACCUGAAUCAUCCCGUGCUUCCAAGCGCAAAGUGAAAGAAGAAGAAAGCAGUGAUGACGGAUUCGAGAAGAUGGAUGUCGAAGAGGGUGAUAAUGAGAAUGCGCAGGCAGACGUCGAGGAGGAUCAUGGGGAUACUACAGCAGGCGAGACGGCAAGUGAAGCAGACACAGACGAUGAGCCAGUACCCCCACCGGCAAAAUCUCAGAGGAAUCGGACUACUGUCCCGACACGCAACACUCGUGCAUCAACAGCAGUGGAAGAAAACUCUCAAUCUGAGGCUUCACAGGAGGAGAGUAAGCCACUUCCGCCGCCGCGAAGUUUACCGUUUAUGAAAAACAAGAAGCCUGUAGCUCCAGCACAGAAGCCAGUUGACGACGAAGAAACAGAAUCCGAUGAUGAAUUAUGA